CCCACUCACUCCGGGGUGGGAUUAAACCAUGACGUCACAACAUGGCGGAUCUGUGUAGCUCACCGGACACUUCACUGGAGUUUUCUGGCGUCAACGCUCACUUGACUGAAGCCUCUCGACGGAGAGCUCUGAGCGGGCUGGAAGCUGCAACUAGCCGGAAGAGCACAACCAGCGAGGAGGGGAUGGAGAUAGACUGCCAGCCCGAGGAACCGGUCAUCUCUUCUUUUGACGAGGACUGUGUUGAGCUUGGUGACGUCAAGGACAUGAGAUUGGAGGCAGAGGCAGUUGUCAGUGACGUUCUUUUUGCCGUUGCUGAAAUGCACUUGUCACAACGUUUCAACAGCGCGAGGGAUGUGGCCCACAUCAACGUGGAAACAAAAGAGGGAAACCGGUAUUGUCUGGAACUCACAGAGUCCGGACUACGGGUGGUGGGCUAUGCCUUCGAUCAAGUGGACGAGGAUUUGAACACCCAGUAUCAUGAGACUGUUUACUCUCUUCUGGACAAGCUGAGUCCGGGUUACAGAGAAGCCUUUGGGAACGCUUUACUCCAGCGGCUCGAGCAGCUGAAGCAAAACGGACAAUAAAAAGAACCAACAUGCUGUAGAAGUGGAAUGAGGGCUGAUGAUGCAGGGUGUAUUUUGAUGUAUCCACCUGCCUAGCUACCAUUACAAUAAGAGCCCCAUCAACUUAUUUUCAUACCAUUGAAGGACUUCUACUGCUAGGUAUUGGCUAUAUGGGCUCUGUUGCAACAUUGUGUUGUUGACUUUACUGUGGUAAGAUCUUCCAGCUUCCACAUGAUUCAAAUCUGUGUCAGAGCACAUCGUCUGAGUAUUCUGCACCUUUUUGUAUUUGUAAUUAUCCGAGAAGGUGGAGCAACAAGUUUAUUCCUCUACCCUGCUUUCACUGUAGUUCUGAGCUGAUAUCUGCUCAAAUAUACGUAGCUACUA
Molecule: messenger RNA, 947 nt
Organism: Notothenia coriiceps (black rockcod)
Lineage: Eukaryota; Metazoa; Chordata; Actinopteri; Perciformes; Nototheniidae
Gene: gskip
Product: gsk3b interacting protein
Exons: 4
Coding region: 42-584 (180 amino acids)
Biological process (GO): regulation of canonical Wnt signaling pathway
Cellular component (GO): cytoplasm
Molecular function (GO): kinase regulator activity; protein kinase A binding
Source: RefSeq, a predicted model, not a curated record